AGGCAGUUGUGACGUGUUUAACGUCAUCAUCCCGCGCCUGUCUAGAUUAUAAAGACCCCGUCGAAAAUAAAUAAAUAAAGCCACUUUGGAUUCACAUGUAAAAUAUUAACCGAUUUUUGAAUUAACUAUCACGAAAACGCUGUAUUUGUUCGUCCCUAAAAUACGGGAAUAUUGAAGGCCGUAUGGAGUUGACGUUCUAUCGCUGAGGAAGUGACGCCUUUAUGCCUGAAUCGCAGCCAUGAUGAAGAGAAAAGUCGACGCUGUUCCCGUUCUGGCUGCAAAGCGGCCCCGUGAUGAUAGCAGCUCAGAUGAAGAAUCCAGAUUGUCGAGACAAGACUCCAGCCAGAAUGAGUCGCUCAGCGACCAGGAAGAGGCCCGAGCGGGAUUCUCCAUGCCGUCCAUAUCGGUCCACGCCAAGGACGCAGACUCGCCCCCGCAGGGCUCCAAAUUCUCCAUGUACAACAGCGUGUCGCAGAAGCUCAUGGCCAAGAUGGGCUUUCGCGAGGGCGAGGGUCUGGGCAAGUUCGGCCAGGGCCGUAAGGAGAUUGUGGAGGCGUCGACCCAGCGAGGGAGGCGUGGUCUCGGCCUCACGCUGCAGGGCUUCCAGGGGGAGCUCAAUGUCGACUGGCGGGAUGAACCCGAGCCCAGCGCUACAGAGAAAGUGGACUGGUUCCCAGAAUGCACCACAGAAAUUCCUGAUGCAGAUGAGUUGAGGGACUGGAUGGCAGUGGGGCCAAGAAAACUGAAGAUUGAAGACGAAACAGAGUUUUGCACCGAAGACCUCCUGCACACGCUCCUCAGGUGCAAGACGGUGUUUGACGACCUGGACAGUGAGGAGAUGAGGAGAGCGCGCACUCGUUCCAACCCUUACGAGACCAUCCGAGGAGGAAUCUUCCUCAAUAGAGCAGCGAUGAAAAUGGCCAACAUCGACCACUGCUUCGACCGCAUGUUCACCGACCCAAAAUCUUCCGACGGGAAGCCUCUGACCCAUGACAAUGGCAACGAGCUUUUGUACUUCGGCGACGUGUGCGCCGGGCCCGGCGGCUUUUCCGAGUACAUCCUGUGGAGGAGACGCUGGCACGCCAAAGGCUUCGGCAUGACGCUGAAGGGGCCGUGCGACUUCAAAUUAGAGGACUUCUACGCCGCGCCCAGCGAGCUGUUUGAGCCUUACUAUGGUGAAGGAGGCGUGGACGGCGAUGGCGACAUCACCCGGCCAGAGAAUGUGACGGCCUUCCGGAAUUUUGUGCUGGACAGCACCGAGGGGAGGGGGCUGCACUUUCUCAUGGCGGACGGGGGUUUCUCUGUGGAAGGCCAGGAGAACCUUCAGGAGAUUCUGACCAAACAGUUGCUGCUCUGCCAGUUCCUCGCCGCUCUCUCGACACUCAGGACAGGCGGCCAUUUUGUCUGCAAGACCUUUGACCUCUUCACUCCUUUCAGCGUGGGUUUGGUCUACCUCCUGUACCUCUGCUUCGACCGCGUUACACUCUUCAAACCCGUGACCAGUCGGCCCGCCAACUCCGAGAGGUACGUGGUGUGCCGAGGUUUAAAGCCAGGCUCGGAGGCCGUCAGGGAGUACAUGUUCCGAGUCAAUCUGAAACUCAAGCAGCUGCGGGACACCGACAUGGACGUGACGGACGUGGUUCCCCUCAGCAUCAUCAAAGAGGACGUCGACUUCUUCCACUUCAUGGUCAACUGCAACGAGAGCCUCUGCGCCGUCCAGAUCAAAGCCCUGGCGAAGAUCCACGCCUUCGUUUUAGACUCGACGCUCGCCGAGUCCAGGCAAGCCGACAUACGCAAGCAAUGUCUCAGUCUGUGGGGGGUGCCCGACAAGGCCAGGGUCACGCCGACGUCCUCGGACCCAUGGUCCAAAUUCUACGAACUGGUCAAGAAUCCUGACGUAGAGUCGUUCAAAAGCAACCUCACGCCGCUCAACUCCGGCACGCUUGAUAAGCUGCGUCACGUCCUGGACCACCGUUGCAUCGUGGGAGGCAGGGAGCAGAUCUUCCUUUUAACACUCGGCAAGUCUCAGAUUUACACGUGGGACGGAAAGAUGCCGCUCCGCUGGCAGAAGCUGGAGAGCUUCAAGCUGGAGCUCCCGAGAGACUCCCUGCUGAGUGUGGAAAUCGUGCAGGAGCUGAAGGGCGAGGGCAAAGCGCAGCGGCGAAUCAACGCGGUGCACGUGAUGGACGCACUCAUUCUGAAUGGCACCGAUGUCCGAGAUCAGCACUUCAACAAGCGGAUCGAGAUGGCCGAGAAGUUCGUGAAGGCGGUGGCCAAGCCCAGCAGGCCGGACAUGAACCCCAUCAGGGUGAAGGAAGUUUACAGGCUGGAGGAAAUGGAGAAGAUUUUUGUACGAUUGGAAAUGAAGGUGACUAAGAGUUCUGGCGGAGUCCCCCGUCUGUCUUACACCGGCCGAGAUGACCGACACUUCCUUCCCACCGGGCUCUACAUCAUCAAGACCACCAACGAGCCAUGGAUGAUGGCCUACAGUAAAAACUCAAACAGGAAGUACUUCUAUAACAAGGCCACUAAGGAGUCCUUCUAUGACACACCAGCCGAUGCCGCGUCCCCGUUCCACUGGCUUGUGUGUGUUGACAGCACGUGCCAUGCCGAGCGUCUCUUCUGGGCGUGGGAGGACGGCGUCAUCGUGCACGACUCUCAGACGCGUGUGGACCAAGACAAGCUGUCCAAAAAUGACGUGCUCACAUUCAUUCACCACAACCACCAGCUGUGACCCGUCGCUCGGUGGCACGACCUUUGGGAAACACUCUAGGGCCUUUUUUUGUUUUUUGUUUUUAAUAUCUGUAUUGCAAAUGUACUGUUUCACUUUCUCAAGCAGUCAUUUCCGUUUGUAUAAAGUCCUCCAAGGACCAGACUAAAUGCAUGAUGAAAAACUAUACAACUUUCAUCCACAAGGGCGAGACGUACAAGUUUAUCGACUUGCAAGUUUCUCCGCCUAAGAGCUGUGUGUGAUUAUGGAGCACUUGUAGGGCAACAUAUUUUGAGCUUGUGAUAACAUUUGCUUGAACACAGGGUGGCUUGUCCCUCAGUCAGUAGAGUGGCUCAUCCAGUGAGCGACGGUUCGAAUUCCAACGAUCUGCCGUCAGGGUCCUUGAGCAAGACAACCCAAAAUUGUUCCCAGGUUGGUAUUGUAAAUAAACUGUUUUCUAUUACGUUCGUUACCUGGUUCAACAAAGAACUUUUUUUAUUUUGUGGGACAUAGGUUUCCCAACACCAAUUUUCCCCGUCAACGCAAUUUCAGGAGCUGUUUGGUAUUCAUUGUGGUGACAUUUGGUCAAUUUUUACAUAACACAGCUGAAGAACCACCGCAAAGAUGUCAUGCUCCGAUUUAUCUAUUUUUCGCUUUUUUCUCAUCAAGGCAGCGCUGACAAUAAUCAGGUACACUAUAGUCUUGAACAGUUGACAGCAACCAUGGCAACGCUGUAAAGAUGACUCAUAGGAAUUUAUUUGUUCUUUUUUUUCUUGUUCAUUCAUUAUCGUUUUUUUUAUGACCGUCCCUCACGUCGCUUGAAGAGUGUGAUGUUCCUUUAAAAAAAAAAAAAGUAAAUAAAAGUGGCAGGUUAAAUAAAGCCAAUCAAUCAA
Molecule: messenger RNA, 3603 nt
Organism: Hippocampus zosterae (dwarf seahorse)
Lineage: Eukaryota; Metazoa; Chordata; Actinopteri; Syngnathiformes; Syngnathidae
Gene: cmtr1
Product: cap methyltransferase 1
Exons: 24
Coding region: 239-2734 (831 amino acids)
Biological process (GO): 7-methylguanosine mRNA capping
Cellular component (GO): cytoplasm; nucleus
Molecular function (GO): nucleic acid binding; methyltransferase cap1 activity; protein binding
Source: RefSeq, a predicted model, not a curated record